Geodia barretti is the source of this 288-nucleotide messenger RNA. The record is from the annotation of a GenBank genome assembly. NCBI's taxonomy places the organism in Eukaryota, Metazoa, Porifera, Demospongiae, Tetractinellida, Geodiidae.
AUGCGGGUUGACCGGCUGGAGACGGGCAUGGCUUGGGCGGAGGAGCCACCGUCGCGCACCCGUCAUAUAGUAGGCAACCUGGUGGUGGAGCAGGUAUCGGAAGGAAUGGUGAAGGCCAAAACGGCGUUCAUGCUGUACCGCUCACACCACGAGAAAGACGAAAACAUCUUCGCCGGAAGCCGUGAGGACGAGCUGCGCAGGACGGAAGAGAGGUGGAAGAUUGCUCGGCGGGCGAUUGUGCUGGACUCGAGCGUCAUUCUGGCGAAGAAUCUGAGCGUGUUUUUUUAG